Messenger RNA from Rhea pennata, 3730 nucleotides. It is a transcript of the gene SLC26A2, whose product is annotated as solute carrier family 26 member 2. The coding region runs from base 73 to 2220 and encodes 715 amino acids. Gene Ontology annotation, biological process: transmembrane transport. Lineage: Eukaryota; Metazoa; Chordata; Aves; Rheiformes; Rheidae. Gene Ontology annotation, cellular component: plasma membrane. The record is from RefSeq and is a predicted model, not a curated record. The transcript is spliced from 3 exons. Gene Ontology annotation, molecular function: secondary active sulfate transmembrane transporter activity; oxalate transmembrane transporter activity; bicarbonate transmembrane transporter activity.
UCGGCGCUGCCGGGAGCCGCGCCGCGCCGCGCCGGCCUCGCCCGCGCUCUGCCCGCAGCGGGAGUCUUCAAGAUGGCAGCAGUGGUAGAAUUCAACAACGUCCAUUCAGUGACUGAAAUGCCUGAAGAAGAUGAUGCUAAACAUAGUUUUCAUCACAGAAUGUUCUUGGAACCUCAAGAGAAGAAGAGGAACAUGAAGGCUCUGGUGGUUAAGCAAGCAAAGAAAACUUGUAGCUGCACUCCAGACAAAGUUAAAGACUGUGUUUUCAAUCUCCUUCCUGUCUUGCAAUGGCUUCCCAAAUACAAACUGAGAGAGUGUCUACUGGGAGACAUAAUGUCUGGUCUGAUUGUGGGGAUUUUGCUAGUCCCACAGUCAAUUGCGUAUUCUCUCCUGGCUGGACAGGAGCCUAUUUAUGGCCUUUAUACAUCAUUUUUUGCAAGUAUUAUUUAUUUCAUAUUUGGGACCUCCCGCCACAUCUCAGUUGGCAUCUUUGGUGUGCUUUGUCUGAUGGUGGGACAAGUGGUGGACCGUGAGAUACAGAGAGCAGGCUAUGACUUAGAGCCUGCUGCUCUUAGUGUCCAUGCAGAUACGGUAACAUAUGUAAACACCACCAUUUCUUCUGUGAAUCAGACAUCACGUCAGCCAUUCUGUGAUAAAAGCUGCUAUGCAAUUACCGUGGGAGCCACCAUGACCUUCAUAGCUGGAGUUUAUCAGGUGGCCAUGGGUUUCUUUCAAGUGGGCUUUGUCUCAGUGUACCUCUCCGAUUCAUUGCUCAGCGGAUUUGUCACAGGUGCCUCCUUUACUAUCCUAACCUCACAAGCCAAGUAUCUCCUGGGCGUAGACAUUCCACGGAGCAGUGGCAUUGGCUCCGUUGUAACCACAUGGAUAAACAUCUUCAGAAACAUACACAAGACCAACAUUUGUGAUCUCAUCACCAGCUUCUUAUGUUUUCUUGUUCUCAUCCCAACCAAAGAGCUUAACGAACACUUCAAAUCCAGGCUCAGGGCUCCAGUACCAGUUGAAUUAUUUGUGGUUGUGGUAGCUACUUUGGCGUCUCACUUUGGGAAGCUAAGAGAGAAUUAUGACUCAAGUGUUGCUGGACACAUUCCAACAGGGUUUCUCCCUCCUCGCCCUCCAGACUGGAACCUGAUUCCUAAUGUGGCUUUGGACGCUCUCCCUAUAGCUAUUAUUGGCUUUGCCAUCACUGUCUCCCUCUCAGAGAUGUUUGCCAAGAAGCACGGUUACACUGUGAAGGCCAAUCAAGAGAUGUUUGCCAUUGGCUUCUGCAACAUAAUUCCUUCUUUCUUUCAUUGCUUUACAACAAGUGCAGCUCUUGCCAAGACUCUUGUCAAAGAGUCCACAGGUUGUAGGACGCAGAUAUCUGGCACGGUGACUGCUUUGGUCAUCCUAUUAGUCCUUCUUGUGAUUGCACCUUUAUUUUAUUCCCUUCAGAAAUGUGUCCUUGCUGUCAUAACCAUUGUAAACCUCAGAGGAGCCCUGCGGAAGUUCAAGGACCUGCCCAAAAUGUGGCAUUUGAGCAAAGUGGACACAGUGAUCUGGCUAGUUACUAUGGCAUCCUCUGCACUCAUCAGUACUGAGAUUGGUCUUUUGAUUGGUGUUUGCUUUUCUAUGCUCUGUGUCAUUUUUCGAACUCAGAGACCGGAGGCACCACUGCUUGGCUGGGUGGCAGAGUCUGAAACAUAUGAAUCCUUGUCUGCUUACAAGAACUUGCAAACCAAGCCAGGCAUCAUAGUGUUUCGUUUUGAAGCGCCCCUCUACUACAUCAACAAAGAAUGCUUUAAAUCCACCCUAUAUAAGCAAACUGGAGUUAACCCGGUCUGGGUGAAGGCAGCAAAGAAGAAGGCAGCAAAGAGAAUGCUUAGAGAGAAAGACGAGGAUUCUGGUGGCAAACCGAACAGCAUCUCAGAGGGACUCGUCUCUGAACCCCUGGGGUUUCACACAAUAGUGAUUGACUGUUGUGCAAUACAGUUCCUGGAUACAGCAGGAAUACGUACGCUCAAGGAGGUCUGCAAGGAUUACAGAGAGAUAGAUGUCCAGGUGCUACUGGCCCAGUGCAAUCCUUCUGUGAGGAGUUCUCUGAUUCGGGGAGAAUUUUUUAAAGAAGGGGAGGACCACCUUCUCUUCCACAGUGUGCACCAGGCUGUGGACUUUGCACUGGGUACACAGGAGCACAACAGGAGCUGUGCUUCUAAAAACUAGUUGUGGGAUGGCAGCAAUCAUGAAUGGUUCCCCCCACACAAUGGGUGUGGGUUGGUAUGUUUGUAUAUGCAUUAUGUUUGCACUCAGACAGAUAAAAAGAGGCGGAGUUGUUGUUAAUGCAGUGGUUACUGCCAGAGUGUUCUGAUGCUUUAACUUAUGUGUCUAGUGAUUCAGUAGGUGGUACUAAAUGAAAUUCUUAACUUUAUCAUGGCCUAUCUGUGAACCUAAGAGUUUACAUACAUAUGUUCAUCUCAUUUCUUUUCUCUCUUGAACUUUCCAUGUCCGAACUGCCCCCUGAGUUUAGAUCAUCAGCACUGAGAUCUUUAUCACAACCCUGUCUUUCUGCCAGGGACUUGAUUUUGAAGCUGUCCAGCCUUUUUGGCUAAUUGUAUAAUAUGCAGCAGUUCAUUUCUUGUCCCUAGUUCUGGUGAUACGCUUCCACGUGAUCACACCCUCAUAUUGUCUGAGGAAUUACUGACAGGGACUGUUUGCUCUGGAGUGAUCAGUUAGUGAUUUUAUAGCCUCUUUAAUUUUGGAACAGAUCAAUAAAAUUUAAAAAUGGAGCAACAAGUGUUAAAGAAUCGCUUAUAACCACCUAUUACCUCUAGAUACUUUGUCAUUGUCUUCCCAUAGUAUAAUGCAGCCAGAUGCAGGGGGCAUAGUUAUCUAAUUUCUACAUGUGUCUUUACAUGCCAGGAAAAUUUGCCUCUUUAGCUUGAAUUCCUUUGGAUAGUCUGGACUGAAUUUUAUUCAGAGAUGAUUUAGAAGUCUGAUUUAUGGUUAAUCAUUUGUUUUCCUCGUAUUUAGGAUCUGUGUAGAACUGCGGAUGUUAGAUACGGAAAAUCUCUUAAUUCUUGAAUUUCAGCACGAGACAGCCCCUUGCAGCCGUUUUUAAAUGCCGGUAGACAGAAGCAUAGGCACCAAAAUGUAAAAGACCUAAAAGACUAUUCAGCCUCUCUCUAAAUUUGUCAAUGUCACACAGAUUUCAUGUGUUGUUGAAUACAAAUGUUGUUGAACAUAAAGCCUUUAUACAUACCUAGUCAUGAUCUUUAUGUAAUUGGGAUGACAUGCCAAGAAAUACAGCCAUUAGAAAGACGGCCAGAGAAAAUUCUGCAGCUGAAAGUUAUUUCACCGUAUUAAUGUAAAUAAAAAUUUCUACCUUGUUUUUAAGUUACCCAGACCAAUGAAGAAAGCCUGUUUUUCAUGCUAAAGUACAAGCACUGGUUAGGAAGAGGUUCUUUAAUAGCAAUAACAUACAAUUAUGAAGGGAGAAUUGAAGGGUUAAAUUUUUUUUACUUAGUAUUAGCUAUAUGUAGCCCGUAGUACAUACUUGGAAGAUGAUGGUUCUUCCAGAGAAAUUUUCAGUCUGACUCACCGGUUCUUCAUGGCUUUUAAAAGGGAAAAGGUGUGGUGUACAAACAAUAUUGUUAUCCUUAAUAGAUCAAAAAUCUUCAGGCAGGCAAAUCUUCAUCGAGAAAGUGAUAAAAUGAAAUAUUAAUCAUGAAACACU